Molecule: messenger RNA, 1887 nt
Organism: Trematosphaeria pertusa
Lineage: Eukaryota; Fungi; Ascomycota; Dothideomycetes; Pleosporales; Trematosphaeriaceae
Exons: 5
Coding region: 142-1887 (581 amino acids)
Source: RefSeq, a predicted model, not a curated record
CUUUAUGGCCGCUUCCUUUGCUUGCCCACUAUGAAAUUGCGACCGCUAGGCAUAAGAUCUCUUCACGUUAUACUUUUGUAGCGCCUCUAGCUCCAAGCCUCCACUGGAUGCCUGCUACGAGCGCCUCUUCUUCCCACAGCCAUGUCUGGAGUGGAGGUGGCUGGGCUUGUUCUCGGCUGUCUGCCGUUGAUCAUACAAGGCAUCGAGUCGUACAAUGAAGGCCUGGAUCCUAUCAAGAGCUUUUUGCGCUGGGAGAAAGAGCUGCCGUCGUUCAUUCGCAAAUUGAGAAAUCAGCACGUCCACUAUGCGCAAACCAUCCGAAUCCUCAUCGAACCGAUUACGACUGAGUUCGAGCUCGCGGAGAUGCUAUCGAAUCCCAGCGGGGAGCUAUGGAAAGACAAAGAGAUGGCGGAAAAGCUGCAGGACAGGCUACAGGACUCAUACUACGCAUAUCAGAGCACAAUUGCGGACAUAGAGCGGAUAACAAGGAAGAUUGCAAGUAAACUGGAUCUGGAACGUGCAACCGAGCUCACGAGAGAUGACCUGGAAGCAAUGCUCGCCGCAAAUCCUAAGAAGAGCAACGACAGGUUCGAAUUCAAGAAAAAGGUCAAGUUUGCAAUGGGCAAGAAAGCAAUCAAAGCGUUGCUGGAAGAGCUCGACGACUGCAACAAGGAGUUGGAGCGCUUUACCGAUAAAAGUGAGAAGAUCGAGACAUUUCGGAAAACGAUCAAACCAUCUUUUGCGAAACGGCUGCAGCGCAUUCAGCGAUAUGCGGCGAGCCUCCACGAGACUCUUUCCGUUUGCUGGUCAUGCUCGUGUAAAUCCUAUCACAAAACGAGUCUGCAGCUAGACCAGCGGGGCAGCCUCUACGCCAAUGGGUUGAAGAAAGCGAAUCCAUCUCCGAAGACGUGCUUCAAAGUCUCUUUUUUGAGUAGCUCGGAAGAUAUCAAGCAGUUGUGGACUUGGCAGGCAGCUGAGAUUGUUGUAGACGAUGAAGACGAGAAAUGCGUGGCAUUUCGACCCGUCUCAAAACCAAAUAACAGAAUGACAAAAUCAGUCAGCUUUGGCGAUAAGCCGCCCCCUCCCUAUUCCCCCACCGAUCCCGCAACCACUCUCACCCCAUCAUUACAAGAAAUCCACGACUUGUGUGCGUCAAUCCAGCGGCUCUACAAAAGCUCGCCCUGCAUCGGCUUCUCCUUUGACAGCAAGUACAAGCUUCGCGGCGCUUACCCAGUCGACACCGUCGCGGAACAGCGAGUCGCAUCGUGCGAGUUCGUCACGCUGGAGGAGCUCUUGAAUCGGCCACCUGUUGUGAAUGGAAGAUCGGCCAAGCUCAGCAAGAAGGAGCGAUACAGCUUAGCCGUCACCCUCGCCAGCAGCACUCUGCAGCUCAACUCUACGCCGUGGUUUCCAGAUCAAUGGGCUUCCAAGGACAUCCUCUUUAAUCGAACAUGCAACAGUCCCCGCCUGAUCGAUAUUGAUCAUCCGUACGUUGCUCCGAAGCUUGCGGAAGUGUCGGGGGUCAAAUCGAAUGGUCAUACUUGCCAUAGAUUUCACAACAAGAACACGAUCCUCCUCGCCCUGGCAGUGGCUCUUCUAGAGCUGUACUUCGGCAUCAGUGCGGAAAAGCAUCGAGAGUUGGAGAGUCGGUUUACUGAAGGGCAGGUCAAUCCAUGGACUCUCUGCGCCAUGGCCUAUGAGUGGGCCGACGAGGAGCAGGAGAACCUAUCGGCCGCUUUCUCGACCGCGGUGAGCCAUUGCCUGCGGUGCUUCAACGAUCCCGGCGCUAGCCUCCAGGACGCCGAGUUUCUUCAAGCAGCUGUCGAGUGCAUCGUGCUGCCGUUGCAGGAUGAGCUGUACCAGUUUCUUGGAAAGAGCAGGCCGUAG